Molecule: messenger RNA, 696 nt
Organism: Debaryomyces fabryi
Lineage: Eukaryota; Fungi; Ascomycota; Pichiomycetes; Serinales; Debaryomycetaceae
Product: J-type chaperone
Exons: 1
Coding region: 1-696 (231 amino acids)
Biological process (GO): protein complex oligomerization; [2Fe-2S] cluster assembly
Cellular component (GO): mitochondrion
Molecular function (GO): ATPase activator activity; protein-folding chaperone binding
Source: RefSeq, a predicted model, not a curated record
AUGUUACGGAAAGCAUAUGGGUAUGCUCCUCGAAUGGGGAUAAGACUAGUGCAUUCACGAUUGUAUUCGAAAGCUACGACAAUCAAGUCAUAUUUUGAUUUAUUUCCGCAGACGUUUCCAGAUCAUGGACCCCCAAAUGAAUCAUUUAUGAUCAACCCAAGACGACUCCGUAGGGAGUAUAGAACAUUACAAAGUGAACAUCAUCCAGAUAUAGUUAUUGGAUCUGCAGCAUUAUCGAAACUGACUGAUAAUGCAGUGGACGAUAAGUUUUCAUCGUUGUUGAACAAGGCCUAUUCGACCAUCAGCAACCCAUACUCAAGAAUUGCCCAUUUGAUUGAACUAAAUCAUCCGGAUCACUUGGAUAUCACACAAGACGAUAUAUCGAAAAAAUUAAUCUCAGACUUUCAGUCCUCGUCAGAUGAGAGAUCCCUCGAAUAUAAAAAUAUGCUCAUGAUGGUUUUAGAAGCACACGAGUCAUUGGAAUUAGCUACCCAAGAUCUGGAUUUGGAAGCAUUGAGUGAAGAAAAUGACGAGAGAAUUGAUGAGAGUGAGGAGGCAAUCGAGCAGUUGUUACAGAAGAAACCACUUGAUUGGAAUGACAUUAUGAUGGAAGCGGUUAGAUUGAAGUACUGGAUUAACAUACAAAAAGGCAUUAAAGAUUGGGAGCCAGGUAAACCUGUCAACAUUACCCAUUAA